Hemicordylus capensis (graceful crag lizard) is the source of this 9574-nucleotide messenger RNA. RefSeq names its product DENN domain containing 1B (gene DENND1B). Gene Ontology annotation, cellular component: intracellular membrane-bounded organelle; cytosol; nuclear speck. Lineage: Eukaryota; Metazoa; Chordata; Lepidosauria; Squamata; Cordylidae. Gene Ontology annotation, biological process: endocytosis; endocytic recycling. The transcript has 24 exons. Bases 561 to 2903 code for a protein of 780 amino acids. Gene Ontology annotation, molecular function: phosphatidylinositol phosphate binding; guanyl-nucleotide exchange factor activity. The record is from RefSeq and is a predicted model, not a curated record.
GCAGAUCAAAAUACUGCUGCUGCUCAAAGUACAAAAGGAGACCUGGCCCAAUAUUCCCCUAUCCUUCCACCUCCGGUCAGUUGCAGCCAGGCCGGGUGGCCCUAGGUGGAGAGGUGCCCGCCGGGGCGCCGAGGCCCAGGAAGAAACUCUCCCAGCGGCUGCAGCCCGCGCCACGAGCUUCCCGUUUCGCACCAGGUGCCGGAGAAGCGGCUUCUCUGCUGCGACAGGAACUGAGAGAGGCUGAGGAGCAGCAGGCAGAGAGGGAGGCGGUGCUGCUCUUGCGGCCGUCGCCGUCACGACGGGUCGAGGAAGCGAGCAGCCAGCCCUGGGCCACCCUCGGCGAAGACGCCCGUAACACCCCCACACCCACCCCACACGCGCCGCGGCCGGGACUUAGAAAGAGAGAGAGAGAGAGAGAGGGAGAGAGAGAGGAGCUCAGCAGCUGCCCGCCCCGCCUCCUCCUCCUCCUCCUCCGGCUCAGGCCGAGCUGGCGCCGGGCUGUCUUCCGCGCCCUCCGGGGGGUGCCGCAGCAGCCUCCUGAGGGCCCCCGAGAUGUGACCAUGGAUUGCAGGAUCAAGGAAAAUCCAGAGAGGACGUUUGAUUUGGUGCUACAGGUAAAAUGCCAGGCUUCUGAAAAUGAAGAUCCUGUGGUUUUGUGGAAGUUCCCUGAGGACUUUGGAGACCAGGAAGUACUCCAGAGUGUACCUAAAUUCUGCUUUCCUUUUGACAUUGCAAGGGUGACUCAAGUUGGACAGCACUUUACCUUUGUGCUUACUGACAUUCAAAGCAAACAAAGGUUUGGAUUUUGUCGGUUAACACCAGGAGGCAAAGUGUGCCUAUGCAUCCUAAGCUACUUACCAUGGUUUGAGGUGUACUACAAAUUUUUAAAUAUGCUGGCAGAUUAUUUGGCUAAAGAACAGGAAGAUGACUUGAAUGACUUGUUAGAAACCUGGUAUAGCCAUACUGUGCCAGAGGCAAACACUCCUGUCAGCUUAAGUUUGAACAAAGGGAUGUUUUUUGCAAGUGAGCAAGUUCUGAAAAACCAACCGUGUUUAACAGCGCACUCAUACUUCAUUACUCCUGAUGUAACUGGAUUACCAACAAUCCCUGAAAGUAGAAACCUUACUGAAUAUUUUGUUGCUGUGGAUGUGAACAACAUGCUGCAACUUUAUGCCAGCAUGUUGCAUGAAAGACGCAUCAUUAUUACCUCCAGCAAACUAAGCACUUUAACUGCUUGUAUUCAUGGGUCAGCUGCAUUAUUAUAUCCACUGUACUGGCAACACAUAUACAUCCCAGUUCUCCCUCCACACCUGCUGGACUACUGUUGUGCACCAAUGCCGUACUUGAUUGGAGUACACUUCAGUUUAAUAGAGAGAGUGAAAAGUAAAUCACUGGAGGAUGUGGUGAUGCUAAAUGUUGACACAAACACUUUGGAAACUCCAUUUCAUGACCUGAGCAACCUGCCAAAUGAAGUGGUCUCGGCCUUGAAAAAUAAACUGAAGAAGCAGUCCACAGCUACGGGUGAUGGAGUAGCCAGGGCCUUCCUUAGGGCACAGGCUGCACUGUUUGGAUCCUACAGAGAUGCACUAAGAUACAAACCUGGCGAGCCUGUCGGUUUCUGUGAGGAAAGUUUUGUCAAGCAUCGUUCCAGCACUACUAAACAGUUUCUGGAAACAGCCGUGAAUCUUCAACUUUUUAAACAGUUUAUUGAAGGUCGUCUUGCAAAACUAAAUGCAGGAAAAGGGUUCUCUGAUGUGUUUGAGGAAGAAAUCUCUUCAGGUGGCUUCAGUGGAGGAAAUUCAAGAUCAUAUCACCAAUGGGUCUAUACAGUAAAGAAAGGAGGAGCUCUGAUCAACACUGCAAUGAACAAAGCCAGCCCAGCCAUGAAAACAGCGUACCAAUAUGCAAAAAAUCAUGCAAAACAGGGAAUAAAGGAAGUGAGAAGUAAGUUGAAACACAAGGAAACAGAAGAUGAGUAUGGAACUUGUAGCUCGGGUUUGGUGCAAUACUCUCCAAUCUGCACAUUGCACAAUUCUCAAAGACUGAACACCGAAAAACGAAGGCUUGCACAGACACGGUUUGGGCACCUUCAUACCAACACGUUUAAUCAUGAUUCUGCCUUGGAUGAGGAGGCUGAUGAUGACAUGGACCAAAGAAGCAAAUUGUCAUCUGAGGACAGUGAGGAAACAUCUUGUUAUUUGUAUGACAGUGAUGAUUCCGGAGAAGUGGCUAAAAUGUCUGUUCGCCCUGGAGAAAUGGAUUUGUUGGGAGAGAUUUUGGAUACCUUGAGUACACACAGUUCUGAUCUAGGAAAGCUCUCAGGAGCAAAGAGCCUGGAUUUCUUUCGAUCAAUGGAUGACAUUGAUUACAGGAUUACGAAUAAAUCCAACACACCAAGUGAGAGCAACCUUGCUUUGCUCUGCAACAGUCUGACUUCUGAUCCAGCAGAGUGGAAUCUUGGACAAGAUGACAGUAUCCUCAGUGGGAAACAGCUUCCCUCAUCAUCAAGGAAAAGUAUUCUUUCCAGAGGCCACACAGACGCGCUCUUUUUGCUGGCAAAAGAAAGUCCUGCCCAUGCCCUUAGUGCUGAUAAUGUUGGCUUUCAUGAAACAUGCAUAAAAUCUCCAAGCCCAUCUCAGGGAACUAUACAGCUGUGUUCUCCAGGAGUUUUUCAAGUGAAGACACUAAGCAGUACCUCAGCAGAUCAGAUGUCACCUAACUUGAGCCAACAUCCAUCCACUCUAGUUCCUUGGGAGAGAGAAACUAACAAAGGAAAUGAAAUCCUAGAAGAGGGCGGACUUCUUCAUGAAGUAGUGUCAUUGUGUAAAAUGACUUCCACUUUCAAUCAUGGUUCAAACAUUUCAGGGGACAGAUUUUCCAGUAGCAGUGGGAAUAAAACAUAAGACAUUUUCAAGGGGAGAACAUGCACUCCCGUCAAAGGAAGACAACUCAGGACUCCAUAUCACAAAGUGAAUCAAACCAUCACAAAGGAAAUGAUAUAUCAUCUGUUCGACUAACCUUAGUUGUGGUUUGCCUCACAUGUGCAUUUUUCUCCCCUUUUUUAUUUUGAACAUCUCAACCAAUGCAUCCUUGAACCAAGUACUAUUAUGGCUCCAUGCUUAAGCUACAGCUGGUAUGUGGCACUUCCUGUUGUUUCCCUCCUCCUCCCCCUGUGCACAAACAAACAUAUCUUCACAGGUAGGCAUUGUCUUCCAUCCUGCUGGGUAUGCAGUGAACCUAAGCAGUAUGAUUUGUCUGUGACUCAGAAAUCCUGUUUAUCCAUGAUCUAAUUGCCUUAAAAAAGUGACAGGAAAAGAUUUAAAUAUCCUAAAGGAUGAAUUGUGGAUGUAUGGAAAAAGUUGCCAUUAUUUCAUAGCAGUGAAGUGCUUGAGCAAUGAAAUAUGGAUUAUUUCCAAUCCACUGGCACUCUUAGGACUAAAUGCAGCCAGCCACAUAACUGUGUUCUACAUAGUGAUUGCAUGAGAGCCUGGUCCGAUGGGAGGCUCCACUGCAAGCUGUCUUCCUUCCUUUGUUUUACCAUAGUCAAGCAAUAUGCAUCAAUGACAGGAAAGCACUGUUGAUGAAUGGAUCACCAUAUGAAUGAGUUGUGAAUGGUUUUAUCUGAGUUUACCCUCAGCUAGGAUUUUUUUUUUACCAGGCAAGCAGUGUGGUCCUGACUUCCAGUCCCUAAAACAAUACUGUCUACUCUUUUUGCUGUAACACAGUGCUUGCCUCCAGAGUAGCAUAAGCAGAAGUCAACCCAUGCAGUUGAGCUUUCUCCCUCCCCCCUUCCCCACUGCAGCCCCCUUCACUCAAGCAGGGUGCCCCCCUCCAACUGAACACUGCUGAUACUCCUCUUCCACUGCAGCCUCCUGCACGAUAUGCCAGGCCUUCUUGGAGGAUGCCCCAAGAGCAGGCUUUCGGGGGGGUUGUAGUGGAGAGGAGGGGGCACGGCCUCAGUGCAUGAGUAGACAUUUGCUUCGGCUCUUCUGGAUCCAAGCCAGUGUGAAGUUUACAGCUUUUAAAGGUGGUGUUCACUGUCAGUGUUUUGCAUCUUCGAUUUUCCAAAAAAGAAAAAGGUCUGAACAAAGCGGGUGGGUUUUUAUUGGGAUAGAAUUUCCACAAUUCAGUAUUUUGGUAUGAAAAUGGAUCUGUUCUAGUGGUUUUCAUGCCAAUUCAACCUUUCCAAGUAAUUUUUAAAGUAGUGUUAAGUAAUUGGAUCAUUGUUAGGUGCACUGCCUGAACAAAUUCUAAAGUUCCCUUUUUAAAGAAAAUAAAUGAUACUAAUGGCUGACAAACAAAAGUACAAUAGUCUCAUGAGUAUACAUCUAAAAAUCUCUUUCCCUUGCUUAUACAAAGGAAUCAAAGAUCCACAUACAGCUUCCUGAGCAUAAACAUAGCAUUUCAGGAGAUCCAGUACAGCUUCCUCGUUUGUCCUGCCAUCCAGCGACAAGAACCAGGCUGGAAUGGGAUGCUCCACAUUACUAAUAAAUGUCAGUUUUUGAAAGUUGUCCUCAGAAAUCCAUUUUAAGAGCAAAGCUUUGAACUUAUUUAUAAAUUGACUACUGUACUUUGAUAUGUACAGCUACUGGUGUCUUUUUGCAAGACCUGCUUACUCAGAUGUAGAGUCCUCCUUAUUCCCUUGUGCUGUCUGUUCUCUCCACCCACACCAAUUCAUAAUAUGGAAAUCAGUGUUCUAUAAAUGUUCUUGAUUGCUUUGUUAAAGAAAGUAGUGAAUAGAUGAGUUCCUGCCUCUAGUCUAGACAAGAGUGCAAAUUAGAUAGAUGACCCAGAGCCCCACGCAUACAGGGGCAUUCCAUUCUUGACAAGAAUAACUUUGUAUGCUUAUGGAAACUUGCCACUGUAAGCAUGGAGAGUUUCUUUUGAUAAAUGAAAAUAGGAAAAUCCUGUGUGGGUGGUCUCUGAAUCACACCUUAAGGGUGUGGUAGGAUAAAAAACUAAGAGAUAGCUGGCAAAAGUUGCAGGUUUUUGAUGCCUCACAUUGCCAGAAAAUGUGCUUAGGUUUGCCAUGCUAAUGUCACAUCUUAUGUUUAUGUAAUUCUUACUGUGUUUACAAUAAUAUGAGUAAUGUGAGUUCCUCGUUGUUAAGCCCUUGAAGGGCAACUUCAGCUGAAAUGAACACAAAAUGAAAUGUAGAUAAAUUUGCUAGGAUUGUACAUCUCACACAUUCUUUAUCACUGUUAUCAAAAAUUAUUCUUAGGAGGCUGAUAGCUGUGCCUUAUUUUUGCCAUGUAUAGUUGCUAACUACUACUAACAAAACAGAACACACACAAAAUACAUUCAGCUUGCCAAAACAAUCAGGAUAGCAAUUUCUCAAAUCUUUAGACAAUAACUACUCGGUUUAUGACCAUAAUAAACUAAACUAACUACUCAGUUUUCUAUUUACUGUAGUGUAAAAAUUUUCAUAGACCACUUCUGUAGUAUUUUAAUCAUCACAGUAGUAUCACAGGAAAACAAACUGUUCAAGUCCUAAUUCAUUAUUGGCUUGUACCCACUUUUUUGACAGUGUUCUUAGAGUCUUCUAAAAUCACCAUUAUUAAUAUGAUGACCACAGGUUUCAAGUAAACCUUAAAAAUCCUCAGGAGUCCUGGUAGAUUUAACUGCUUUUGUUCAUCAGGUUCCAUUUUUAAUCCUACAAAAUACUGGAUUGUUUCAAUGAAAUUUAGCAUAUGCAGAGCAACCCUGUGCGAGUUUACUCAGCAGUAAGUCCCAUUGUAUUCAAUGGAGCUUACUCCCAGGUACACGUGCAUAGGAUUGCAGCCUUAGGUUGCAUUGGAGCUUGAACUUUGAUGUUCAAAUUUGUCUUCAGUAGACUGAAUUCACCACGUUUCUAAUAUAUUAUUGGGCAUCCUUCAUCGUUUUCCUCAGAUUUGUGCUAGUGUCCUUAGUUCAUUGUCAAGAAUUCUCCAGCCUGAAUGGUUCUGAGGCAUGUAGAUCAAAAUAGGAGUCCAAGGGCUUUCCUUGACUAAAUGUGGUCCAGAAACAGAGAGAGCUAUUUAGCAGAAGCAACCAGUUUAGAUCAGCGUCACUAACGGAACAAGUUGGUAAGAUACUGUUCUGCCAUCCCCCUCCCAGUGUGCCAUGAAAGGCCCUUGCCAGCUUUCAGCAGUGGAAGCUGCUGAAAUAGCAGAAGGCCUUAUGGGUUCACCUGUACGUCUGUGCUCAAAGAAUAAACACAUACUGUAAAACGUUAUGCAAAGAAAUGGAACUCCUAAAAUAAGGCCUUUCAAGUGAAUGCUGUUAGAAGUAGUGCAAGAAGUAUCUCUUCCCUGAAACCUUUGCUGUUCCCUGCCCUUUCAAAGAGUGAUAUUGCUGCUUUUUGAUGGCUAAGCGUUGGGCUAUCAAAAGCUGCCAGUACUGGCUAAUUUGGCUCCCAGAUAGAUCAACAAUCAUUUUCUGUGGAUUAAAUACAGAGCGUUCACUUUGAACAUGCUAGUUUUUCAUAGUUAGAAUUGCUAAAGGGUUCAAUUCACCAGAAGGUUCUCCUGCACAAUUCCCAGUAAAAUGAAUUUGUUUCAAUGAAGUGUUCACAGGAGAACUCCCUUUUGGGUUGUACCCAAAUUAUAUUAGACAGAUUAGAUCAGGCAGAAUAAAUACCACUUUUACUUAGUGCCCUAUAGAUGCAUAGUAAGAUUUAGCUUGCAUUGUGCAGAGAUGAAAAGAAGCAAUUAGCUACUUGCCAAGGUGAAGCCAUUUGGGGAGGAAAGUCUGCCUAUUUCUGUAAUUACCGUAACUGCAAACUUGAGAAAAUCUAGGAUCCUGCUUAGCCACUGGAGAAGAAAUUCUUUGCCAUGGGAGACUUUUUCAGACCUUUUUGUUCCUGAUAUUGAAAUUAAUAUUAAUACUGGUUUCUCUGUUAGAAUGUAGCAUAGGUGGUACAGGACAAACACCGGACCAUCACUUACCCUACACUCUUACCCCCAUUGGCUAAAAGAGAGAAUAUUUUAAAAGCUCAAUCACUGGACCCUUCAGACCCUUUCAGCUCUGAAAACUGGCACCACUUCUCCAAGUCUGGGAGUCAGGUGUGGGCAUGAGGAGGAAAGCACCUUCAGAUUUAUUUGUUUAUUUUUUUAAAAAAUCCAGAUCUGAGGGAGGAAGAGGCCUUUUGGAGGUACUGAUGAACAAGACACUCCCUCCCUUUGGUUUUGGGUUUUAACUGGUUGUGUGGUUGUGCUUGUGGCUUAAAGCCUGUUGGGACCUGACUCUACCUUUUUCUCUUCUAGAGAAAUUCUGUCCCUAUGCCAUUUAUGGCUUUUUAGGGGCAAAGUGGAGUAAAGCAGUUUGGUGCUUCUUGUGGAGAAAACCAAAUUACACUCCACACAUAUUUAUUAACAGGGGCCACAAUCCAUUGGCAAAUUGUGAUGUUGGGCAACUCCCGUUCAUCUCAAUGGGACUUGUGUAGGAGAAUUUCCCAUCUGUCACCACCUUUGCCACCCUUAAUAGGAUCCAGAAUAUGCUGCUGAGGUGGCUACCUCACUUUUCCUUUUGGUAGGAUUGCCUAUUUGAGGAAGUUGUCCUUGAAUAAGGAAAAAAGAGAGGAAUUCACCUGCAUAACUUCUUUCCCCAAGUGCAGUAGAAAGUUGUUAUUUUUAAAGCGUUCCAGGGCAGCUGUACGAUAGAUCAUCUUUUUUCAAAGUAUUAGAUGUCAUUUUUGACCAAAAGGCCUUUAUAAUAUUCUGCCACUCAGGAGAAUGUUCUAAAAUAGAGUAGAUAGGGUGGAAUAGGUGCAGAUAUCAGUUCUGCACUAUUGUCAGGCAUAGAUAACAUUGCAUGAAUCAUAGACCAUUAAUAUGUGUCUUUUAGAUUUUAGAAUCAGUAUUAAAAUAGGUGGGUGCAUUGGGAAGGAGGAGAACAAGCAAAGAUAAGCUUCCAAACUGGAACAUUGAUCCUUUGCAAACUACCCCUUCCCCUGUCCAAAAUACUGCAAUAAGGGAGCUACCAAGGAAAGUGUUGGCUUUUGUCAAAAAAUAUUGGAUUUUGUGCAAUAUUAUUGCUUUUUUUAAAAAGAGUGAUUAUUUUGACAAUUAUACACAUCUGCUUUCCAAGCAGGUCUUUGUGAUGAAUUUUUUGGGGAGUUUUGUUUGUUUCAGGAUUGUGUAGUGCAUGUAGUAUUUAAUUACAGUUGUCAUGGAUAAAAGUACUGUAUAUUGUCAGUAAAGCAAAUUGCAUCUCUAUUGACUGAAAAUAACUAGCAAUGCCACACAUCGCGAUAAACAUAAGCUCUGCCAAUUACUUAAUAGGCAACAGCAUCUUAGAGUUAAUGUUCUUUAAAUUCCAUACAUAAUGGUAAUCACAAUGCAGUUGAUCAGGAAUUUCUGAUGCUCAUCUUGUUCCUCUUAUCUGAGCAAGCUUAUAAUCUUGGUUCUGUAUAAUCAGUGGUAGAUAGUUGAUUUAGAACAGAUAUAUCAUCCAGCAUGUGGCAUUCCUAAUUAUUUGAAAUGAUUGCUCAGAGUAAUAGAGGUUGCCAGUACAUUUUUAAUUUUUGUAAAUUAUGUUAAUUUUUAUAUUUAACGUAUUGAUGUACAUUUUCUUCUUAUGGCCAAGUGUUGAUCAAGAGCUACUUUAAAUUAACAUACUUGAAUGAGUUAACUGAAGCACUGUGUAAUAAUCUAGGUCUGGAUGCAACUUGCAAACAAGCAAAUGUGUUGAUUUUGCUGUACCUGUGAAGCUGUUUGAUUGGUGCAGUGAAAAUCUGGUAUUUUCGAACUUUGGUGUCAGAGGAGAGAAUUAAACAGAACAAACCACCCUGUAUCUGGCCUUAACUCCAAACAUUUUCAUAGCUGUAUUUUACCUGGUUUUGGAGUAGUCCUUUAAACAAGUCUGAUAUGGGACUGAGAAGGAAAUCCAGCGUGGUUGAAAUUGGAAUGCUUUUACUGAUCCUUUCUAGAAAUGCAGAGCUAUUUGAAUGAAUCAAAAUUGUGUAAUAAAGGAAACCAGCCACGGAUAUCUAUUUUUUUUAAUCUAUUUUUGAAACUGCCACCAACUCUAUACUACUGCUGCACACCUUAGCUUGGAUUAUAUAAGGUUAUUCUCUAGGGCAUUGAUCUUUGGUUUGGUGGGUUGCAUUAGUGGUACCCCACCAUUUUAAAAACAAUGUUCCAAGAGUCAGAGACAACGGGGUGACUAAAUCCAAGAGGACAGAGCUGCUCUACUGUAAAUGCUUGUGAAGAAAAGUGAUAUUUUAGCAAGUACAACUUCUCACCCCUGCUUGACAACCUGCAGCUGCCAAAUUCCCCUCUGUUUGUACAACUAUGAGAGCCAGGAAUCCUGCAGUCCUCGCUUUUAAAACAAGAACAAAGAUGGGCACAUAAGAUAAAAAUGUAAUAGUGGGCCCCAUAUUGGGUUGGGGUUAAGGAUAGAUCCUGAGUUUGAAAGAGUUGAAGACUACUGCUCUAAAUUUUGAAAGAUCAGAACUUGAACUCCUGUCGGUAGCACCUCUGUAUGCACUUUAAAUCAACUUUUUGCUAAUGUCAGUACAAAGUAUUUGGUGAACUCCACUUUGCCGUGAAGUGCCCCACUGUGUAAUGUAAAAUAAAAAGUAUCAAACUCGAAA